This is a messenger RNA of Gastrolobium bilobum, 1845 nucleotides long. RefSeq lists its product as uncharacterized. NCBI's taxonomy places the organism in Eukaryota, Viridiplantae, Streptophyta, Magnoliopsida, Fabales, Fabaceae. The record is from RefSeq and is a predicted model, not a curated record. Bases 1 to 1845 code for a protein of 614 amino acids. Gene Ontology annotation, molecular function: zinc ion binding; nucleic acid binding. The transcript has 2 exons.
AUGACAAGUAGCAACAUGGUUCCUUUCCAAGUCCCUAUGCUCACCAAGAGCAACUAUGAUAAUUGGAGCAUCAAGAUGAAGGCCCUCCUUGGAUCACAAGAUGUGUGGGAAGUGGUAGAGAAAGGCUAUGAUGAGCCAAAAGAAGGAGUCACUCUAUCCCAAACUCAAAGGGAUAGCUUUAAGGAUUCAAGAAAGAGAGACAAGAAAGCUCUCUAUCUCAUCUAUCAAGGAUUGGAUGAAGAUGCCUUUGAGAAGAUUUCGGAGGCAACCACCGCAAAGGAAGCAUGGGAGAAGCUACAAACUUCUUACAAGGGUGCUGAGCCGGUCAAGAAGGUACAUCUUCAAACUUUAAGAAGUGAGUUUGAAACUUUACACAUGAAAGAUGCCGAAAACUCGAAAUUCGAUCAUAUUGUCACUGUCAUAGAAGAAACAAAAGAUUUGGAAGCUAUGACAAUAGAGCAACUCUUAGGUUCCUUACACGCAUAUGAGGAGAAACAAAAGAAAAAGCAAGGGGUUGGUGAACAAUUACUCAAGACACAACUCAACUUCAAAGGAAAGGAAGAAGACUUUGGCAACACAAGAGGACGAGGAGGAUAUCGUGGUCGAGGAAGAGGUCGUGGACGUGGAAGAAUAGGCUUCAACAACAACUAUUCCCAUGAAGAUCGAGGAGAAAGCUCAACAAGAGGUCGUGGAAGAGGUGGCUUCCAACCAAGGCAUGACAAAUCUCAAAUCAAGUGCUAUAACUGUCAAAGGUUCGGUCAUUAUGCUUAUGAAUGUAGAACUCCUGCAAGAAAAAUUGAGGAGAAGGGGAACUAUAUGGAGGAAAAUAAUCAAGAAGAUAGCACUCUGUUAAUGGUACGCAAUGACAAUGUAGGAAAACAAGAGAAUACAUGGUAUCAAGGAUGGAUAUGGUCCAAUCUUGAUGCAAGUUGGAAGGACUUUGAUAAGGCGUUUAAAGCAAAAUAUCUACAUGAAGUUUGUUUUAUUGAUGAUGACACAGAAUCAAGCAAUCUAGAAUCAGAAUUCGAUACCCAAAAUGAAUUGGAGUUAGAGAAAUCAGAGACUAUAGAAGAAGAAGAAGAACGUCAAGAAGAAACUGAAGCUGAUAAUAUUGACGAUAUGGAAAAAGAUACAGAAGCUGCUGAGUGGAUAAAUAAAUCCGAUUUGAUGAAAGAACAUGAAGAAAAAAGAGGAGGAGAAGGUGACAGCGAGCGUAGUGGUGAUCCUGACGAUGUCGAUCAUGAUGAUGAGGAAUGUGAGGAAGAAGAGGAGAAUGAAGCAGUACUAACACUACCAGAAUCAAAGAUAGAACCCCAAAGAAAUUUCAUAUUGGAUGAAACAAUGACAACCAAGAAAAAACAUAUAGCAACUGAAGAAAUGAAAGUUGAAGGCGUAUUCUUUAGAAAUGUUGAUGACUCAGAAGGGCAGACAGUUCAAGAUGAAAAUGAUCAAACUCUGCCACCAAGUCCUACUCCAACAACUCUUGCAUCUACACCAUCAACAGGAAGAAGCAACAACAACAAAGAAAUUAAACUAAAAGUGAAGCCAAGGAGCAGUAGCAAGAAGUCAGGAGGAGUACCAACAAAGAAGAUAAACAAAGGAGAAAUAAUUCCAAUAAAAGAAAAACAAACUCUCAUUGAUGUGCCAGAAAAGCAAAAGAAAGAAGAUAUUUUGGAGAAUGAGCAAAGGGAAAAACCAAGGAUUACUUGGUCAAAUCUAGCAGAGAUCGUUUAUGUACCGGAGACGCCACAAACACCGAUAAAGAUUGUUUAUCUUCGACCAAUCCCAAAGCCACCGGACAAAUGUGUUCCACAUAAUAUGAUUGGUUUACAAAAUCAAGUUUAA